Molecule: messenger RNA, 1948 nt
Organism: Cannabis sativa
Lineage: Eukaryota; Viridiplantae; Streptophyta; Magnoliopsida; Rosales; Cannabaceae
Exons: 9
Coding region: 933-1763 (276 amino acids)
Cellular component (GO): membrane
Source: RefSeq, a predicted model, not a curated record
GGGAUAGUUUAUUAUUAUAAACUAUUUACACGAAUAGGACACUACAUCAGUUGACUCACAUGCAACAUCUGCCUCACCUUCUUCUUUCUUCUCUAUCUCUUGCAAAUUAUUCUUCAAAUGUGUUCUUGGCCUUUCCAUGACUAUAUUCUUGUUUUCCUUGUAUUCUUUCUUUUUUAUAUUUUCUUUUAACAUAGAGCGCUAAUUCACCACUAGUUUUAGCUCUUUCUUCUAAUUUCUUCAGCCAUUAUCAAUGUUCACACACCUUAGUAACAGACUGAUCAAUAUAAUUGCUUAAUCAUCCUCUUCGAGUUUUACUCCAAUAUUGUUCAAUUUGGUCUCCUUUAAUUUGGUCUACAAAAAAAACCCGACAAACUUUCUCAUUGUUUUUAAUUAUUCAUCAAAUCAAAGUAGUGCAAUUCUCAACAAAGAUUUCUUUAUAUAAUCCUCAGGUCACAAGACUAAUUUUUCUUUUCUUGAAAAAUAAAUAUUGUAGAGAAAUGUGAGUCAACAUGGAAACAAACAUUCUCACCGCUAGAUUCAAUUACAGGUCAACAGAAAUUCACCGUGGCAGAAAUCCAAUGGCCCAAACUCACUGCCCAAAUUUGGGCCCCACCCGACCUUAUUAUUAUUAAGUAGUCUUAUUAAUUAGUCGUCGUCGCCGACCUUAAUGACUACAACUGUUGAAUCGCAAUUUAUAUAAUAAUAAUUAUUAUUGAUUUGAGUAUUGAGUGAAGUUUAUGAACUAAAUUUAGAGAGCGAUUUUUGGAGGGUACGAAUUUGGCGUUAAAAAGAAAAAAGAACAAAAUCCGAAGCUAAAUCUGGCAAAGGUGGAGGGGUUGAGGGCGCGAUCGUCGUUGAGGCAAGACGGGAUCGGAAUUUACGACGAUGACGAAGACGACGAAUCCCAUUUGAGGCCUUGGCCUCGUAGAUUCAUGGCGCUCCCUUUAUCUUGUUCCUCCGCUUCAAGAUUUGCCCUUCUUUUCCUCCUACUCGCCGCCAUUGCCACCGCUUGCAUUUUCCUCCCUAUUGAAAAGAUAUUGAAGGAUUUCUUGAUAUGGGUUAAGGAGGAUCUGGGACCUUGGGGCCCCAUUGUCUUGGCAAUCGCAUACGUUCCUCUCACAGUCCUCGCUGUUCCAGCUUCUAUACUUACUCUUGGUGGAGGCUAUCUUUUUGGGUUGCCUUUGGGGUUGGUUGCUGAUUCUAUUGGUGCAACAAUUGGUGCUACAGCUGCAUUUAUUCUUGGUAGAACAAUUGGACGAUCUUAUGUUAUCUCCAAGUUAAAGAAUUAUCCAAAGUUUGAAGCUGUUGCUAUCGCAAUUCAGAGAUCUGGCUUUAAGAUAGUUCUGCUGCUACGGCUGGUUCCGUUGCUUCCAUUUAAUAUGUUGAAUUAUCUUCUGUCUGUGACUCCUGUUCGCAUAGAAGAGUAUGUGGUGGCAACCUGGUUAGGAAUGAUGCCCAUAACAUUUACUCUGGUAUAUAUUGGAACUACUUUGAAGGAUCUAUCUGAUGUUACACAUGGAUGGAAUGAGUUGUCAACCUCCAAUUGGGUGUUUAUAGCACUGGGUUUUGGUAUAUCCAUUAUUAUACUGGUUUUCAUUACCAAAGUGGCCAAAGCUUCUCUGGAUAAGGCACUUGCUGAAAAUGGUGAAGUGGAAGGCAUGUCGUCUCCAGAGACUCUACCAAUUUCAUCAAAUUCUCCUUUGGAUCUCCAAAAGCCUCUCAUUAUCAAGAUUGACCCAAUAGAUGAACACCAUGAGAGAUAACAUACAUAUUCUUUUCUUCUUUUACUUCUCUUUUAUUUUUCGAUUUUCUUGUAAAUUCUUUUACUUCUUUACACCUCAUAAUGGUAUAAAUUGCUUUAGAUCUGCAGGGGUUAGGGAGUGUUACUUUUUAAAAUUGUAAAACCUUCACCUUAGAAAUAAGAGAAGGAAUACCUAUUUGACCUAAA